Nematostella vectensis (starlet sea anemone) is the source of this 4570-nucleotide messenger RNA. RefSeq lists its product as uncharacterized. The record is from RefSeq and is a predicted model, not a curated record. The transcript is spliced from 3 exons. The coding region runs from base 921 to 4133 and encodes 1070 amino acids. Lineage: Eukaryota; Metazoa; Cnidaria; Anthozoa; Actiniaria; Edwardsiidae.
AACACGUAUUUGGAAUUAGCUAAUGGAAUUAGUUUUCAUUGAAGACUUGGAUGGAUGGCAAAACAAGUUAAAACUUCAAAACAUCGACAUCAAGGUUUAUCUUAAUUCUACGGUAUCACCAGUCCCACUGGUAAUUCGCUGAAAAAAGAAAUUAUGAAAAUGCCAUCUGUCAACCAGUAAAUUACCCAUUGUAUUAGAGCAAUGAUAGAGAAGGUCACUCAUAGUAGUAAAUCAAUUUUACUGACGCGCUUGCGUAUCACCAUGCCUAUACCCAAACAGUACACAGUGGGUUGUGAUGCUGUAAGCAAAGAAAAAACUUCGCGACUUCAAAUUUUGUCCAUCGACUCAUCGUGAUACAACGUCAUAUUUGAAUUCGAAUCGGACUGAAAAAUAAAGCGCCGGGUGGCAACAUUCAUUGUGAUCAAUACCCAAUAUACCAAGAAGUUGAUGUCUCAAAAGCGAAAACUGAAAGACGGGAGUACUGAAGGAUAUUAACAAUCCAGCCGCAAACCAGUUUCAUAUUGACAGCACUGGUGAGACAAGGAAUUAGUAGGUGCUAAAUGCUUCGAGUGCGUUAGUUCUCACUCAAACAUCAGAGAUUUGAAGAGGCGACCAAGUAAGCCAAACAAACCAUGGUCUACAUAGUUUUGAUCAUUUGCAAACAAACUAAUCACAGAUUUUGUUGGACAGACGGAGUAAACAGAGCAACAAAACCGUAAAAAGUGAAAUGAGCGAAAUUAGAAUUUCAGAUAUUUAACAAAACCAGCUGCCUCCAACCAACACCCGCAGUGGUAAGUUAUGAACGCUUUCCCAAGUCACUGAGAGACUCUAGACAUAUUCCCCUAUUCCUUGACUUGGCACAGCAAGGCUAUGCGAUUUUGGUGUUGGCACUUAUCAUACCAUUUCUGAUCAGACCGGAAAUGUCUAAUAGAGAAAACACUAUUAAUAGUGAUGAUAUCAAAAUAACAGAAAAUCCCUAUGAAGGCACAGGAGAAAGAUGGACAUUAGAAAGGGAUUCGGGCGAUCUAGUCGACAAUGAAUAUGCAUUCACGUGUCCGUCUUUUGAAAGAGAAAAAAAUAAUUCAGAUGGAGGCGAGGUUUUGCUAGGCAAAGACGAGACGUGUGAGGCUGGAAUCGAGAAGGAUGGCAUGAGUAAUGAAUGGGAAAAUGGUGUGUUACGUGAGAAGUGUAACUCAUUCGAGCAAAAUUCAAGAAGCACCUCUAUAGAAAAAAAGACAUUACCACCCGAUAAGAAGCAUCAUUCACGCGAAAGCAGUGUCUCACGGAAAUCAUGGGGAACCCCUCGAAACGAAAGAAGUGGCUCCCUACAAAGUAGCGUGUUUUCACAAGAGGGAAGACCACGUGAUAAGAGGAGUGGAUCGGGUGAAGAAAGAAGCAAUCGAGGGAAAAGUCAGUCACGUGAUGAGAGAAGUGAGCGAAGCACGCUGAUACGAGGAAGAAAUAGAUCGCGUGAUAGGAGAUGUAAUGGAUGGCGAAUCGGAUCACGUGAUAGCAGAAUUAAGAUACGGGGAAAAAGUGAAUCGCGCGAUAGAAGGUGCAGGCCAAGUAAGCAAAGGUCACGUGGAAGCAGGACACCGAAUCGAAGAAGAAAUGGAUCAAAUGAUAGGAGAAGUAGGUCAAGUGAUAGAAGUACUCGAAGUAGAAAGCGAAGUAGGUCACCUGAAAAGAAUACACCUAAUCAAGGGGAUAUCACAUCUCCUGAUAGGCGAAGUAGAUCACGCGAUAAUAGUACAUCAAAUCAAAGGAAAUGUAGAUCACGUUACAGAAUUGGGUCACGUGACAAGAGGAAUGGAUCAUGUGAGAGUAGUACUCUAAAACAAGGGAGAAAUGGAUCACGUGAUACCAGAAGUAGGUCACGUGACAGAAUUGAACCGAAUCAAAGGAGAAAUGGAUUACGUUAUACAAGAAGUAGGUCACGUGGUAGGAGUAUACAAAAUCGAGGGAGAAGUGAAUCAAGAUCAAGAAGUAGGUCACGUGAGGCGAGAAAACAAAGUCGAGAGAAAAGGUCACGUGGUAAGAAGAGUAGGUCACUUAAGAGAAGUAUUCUAAAUCAAGGAAGAAGUAGGUCGCGUGAUAAAAGUGAACUGAAUCGGGGGAGAAAUGGGUCACGUGAUAAAAGAAGUAGAUCACGUGAUAGAAGUACACAAAAUCGAGAAAAAAGUGGGUCACGUGAUAAAACAAAAAGUAGGUCACGUGAUAGAAGUACACAAAAUCGAGACGGAUAUGGGUCACGUGAUAAGAGAAGUAGAUCACGUGAUAGGAAUACACAAAAUCGAGAAAGAAGUGGAUCACGUGAUAAAACAAAAAGUAGGUCACGUGAUAGAAGUACACAAAAUCGAGACGGAUAUGGGUCACGUGAUAAGAGAAGUAGAUCACGUGAUAGGAAUACACAAAAUCGAGAAAGAAGUGGAUCACGUGAUAAGAGAAGUAGAUCACGUGAUAGGAAUACACAAAAUCGAGAAAGAAGUGGAUCACGUGAUAAAACAAAAAGUAGGUCACGUGAUAGAAGUACACAAAAUCGAGACGGAUAUGGGUCACGUGAUAAGAGAAGUAGAUCACGUGAUAGGAAUACACAAAAUCGAGAAAGAAGUGGAUCACGUGAUAAGAGAAGUAGAUCACGUGAUAGGAAUACACAAAAUCGAGAAAGAAGUGGAUCACGUGAUAAGAGAAGUAGAUCACGUGAUAGGAGUGCAAAAAAUCGAGGAAGAUGUGGGUCACGUGACAAUACGAGUAGUAGGUCACGUGAGAGGAGAACACUAAGUCGAGAGAAAAGGAGGUCACUUGAUAAAAGUCUGAAUCGUGGGAGAAAUGGGUCACGUGAUAAAAGAAGUAGAUCACGUGAUAAAAGUACACAAAAUCGAGAGGGAAGCGAGUCACGUGAUAAGAGAAGUAGAUCACGUGAUAGGAAUACACAAAAUCAAGAGGGAAGUGAGUCACGUGAUAAGAGAAGUAGAUCACGUGACAGGAGUACACAAAACCGAGGAAGUCGGACACGUAGAAAGAGUAGAACACAUGAGAGAAAUAUAAACUCUAGCAUAAAGAGUGAUGAACGGCGCGAAAGUAAAACUGAAUCACGUGAAGAAAAAAGUAGGUGGCAAGGCCUAAGCCGAGCUAGAGACACCCAAAAAAUAUACAGGAAUACAACGGAGAAAACUCGAGAAACGCCUAAAAAUAAAUCAAAUGGAUAUCGUAGGCGAUGCCUCGACAAAAACAAGUUAUAUAAAGCAGAUGACGGAGACGACACUCGGUUUCGAUCGAGUGUUCAAGGAAGACAGCAAAUGCGAAACAAUGUGAACUGGAGACUGCCGCUAAGAGCCCAAGCCAGGCAUUCGCGGCUUGUAAGAGAACAUGAAGUGCAUCCUGAGUGGAAAAGGUACGACAUGGCUAUACAGAUGCCGUAUCAGGGUUACGCCGACAGCCAGGUACAUUCCCUACUAGCCCAUAUGUGCGAAGAUUAUGUAGAGAAGUUAUGCGCCAGCAAUCAGUCAGCGGAUGUUAUAAAUUGCGACGACGAGAGGCUACGUCACAGAGCUUGGUUCCCGGAUGUUAAGGACUGGUUAUUAGUUGGAAAAGACAAAGUCCAUGAUGAGGCCAAAGUUUCUUUUACUGAAGAAGGAAAAUCGGCUGACCUGAUUUGGUAUUCCAUACCAAAAUGCCUAUCUGCUUGUAACGCAAACAAAAUAGAAGCACCUUACGUAAAAGCCUCCCCUGAUGAGUUUAAUCGAGAUGUAGACCUUUUUCAUGCUUCAUCCCCACCAGAGCUGCACAGUGCAAAGACGGAAAAACACAUCAAUGCAGAAUUGAAGAGCGACGAUACUUUGUAUGGAAAGGGUUCCACAGUCGGUCAAUUCCCUGUUCCAUUCCUUUUCCAAAUGUUUCCACGCAAACACUUGCCAGAAGCUAACACGUUCAGCACACGCGGCAAAGGAAGCCACUCAUUCCAACGUGCAGUUAUAGAUAGCGAAGUUCGCACAGUCACAUGUCUGUCACGUCCUACGCACGUGGCCACUGACGUCAUAUGCCUUCAUUACGAUGAGACGGUGACGUCACCGAGUUGUGUUAUGUGCAUUGACUUUAAACCAUCGUCACCUGGAGGACUUUACUCGACUUAAAAAAGUCCAUAGGGUUAAAUCAUUCCAGGCCCCCGACAAAAAGGAAAAAAACAUGAGCGAGCAUGUUCAUCACCCCGCUUUUUUUUACACUAUUCCAAGUAACUUUGGAGAAUCCAUGUAUCGUAACCCUUACCUCGUUAGUGUCAAACAAAGUGAAUCCAGGUUUAAAAACUGCUUAGUACCUUUAUUAUAAAUGGCGCAAGCCCCCGCCAGUAUUGAAGGGCACGCGUCUUGCCAGCAAUACUGGCGCGGUUUGCACAGGGCUUAUGCAAACAAUGGUUCAUUUGUUUUGUCAAUGCCAUAAUACAGUACAAUAUGGAUUUACGAGAGAACUGUGGGAAUCAAACGAGCUCGUAAACAACGAAAACUUUAAAGCCCCUAUUUAAUGCAUCGUGUACGAACAAGGCAAACCACAUGAUUAAAAAUAUUUUCGAAGA